CCGUAUGUGCAUUCAGGCAUAUUUAGUUCCGAUAUAUAAACAUUAUCUAUUUAAGUAUUCAAUGAUGGCUUAUAUGUCAAUAAAUUCUGGCACAACACGUAAAAUGUCUUUUGGAAAUGGAAAGAUGAAUGGAGUUGAGGGUAAAACUCCUUUUUUAAUUGGAGUUUCGGGUGGUACAGCAAGUGGAAAGUCAACCGUAUGCAAACGUAUAAUGGAAAAGUUGGGUCAGGUUGACAUGGAUCAUAUGCAACGACGAGUCGUUUGCAUAUCGCAAGAUAGUUUUUAUCGUGAACUUACACCAGCUGAGAAAUUAAAGGCCGAGAAAGGACAGUACAACUUUGAUCAUCCCGAUGCAUUCGAUAAUGAUAUGAUUUUGCUGACUCUGCAAGGUAUUCUUGCAGGCGUCAGAUGCCAGAUACCAGCAUAUGAUUACAGAACCAACAGUUUAAUAAAUAAUCAAGUAACAACAAUAUACCAUGCAGAUGUAGUUUUGUUCGAAGGAAUUCUAGUUUUCUACUUUCCUAAAAUAAGGGACUUAUUUCAUAUGAAGUUAUUCGUCGAUACAGACUCGGACACCAGAUUGGCUAGAAGGGUACCCAGAGAUAUAAAUGAAAGAGGAAGAGAUUUAGAUUAUGUGUUAAAUCAAUAUAUGAACUUUGUGAAACCAGCAUUUGAAGAGUUUUGUUUACCUACCAAAAAAUUUGCUGAUGUUAUUAUCCCUAGAGGAGCAGAUAAUACAGGUGCAAGUUUGGAUUUUCAGGACACCUCUUAUAUUAUAUUAUGUAUUAAUUAUACAUACUUCAGUAAAUUUUGUUGCCGUUAUGGAUGCUGCCUGUGGCAAUAGAUCUAAUAGUGCACCACAUCUGGGACAUUUUACGCUUGAAAAAGGCUGAAAAAUCAACCGGGCAGCAUCCAUAGGCGUACUUUGGCUUCAUCCGACACACUCAGCAUAUGAUUUGAGAAAAUAACACACGAUGAAAUUAAUUACAUGCACUGCAUCUUUGCACUAGUAAACUGCAUAUUUCUUACGCAGUAACCUCGCAUCUGUUGCUUUUUAUACUUAUUAUGCUCGUUCUGUGCGUCUACAUGUAAUAAAUACUACAUACAUACGCACGCUCAUUCAUAUUAAGUCAAUGUUAUGUGCUUACACUUUUUACUUUAGAAAUGAUCAUCAUAAAUUAACCCAAAUAGCAUUUCUUUUUUUUAAACAGAUUGCAUUACAUUUAUACAAAGUAAUACUUCAUAAACCAUUUCUUUUCCAAACUAAUAUAAUGAAAACAGGUUUGAGAGAGAGAGAGAGAGAGAGAGAGAGAGAGAGAGAGAGAGAGAGAGAGAGAGAGAGAGAGAGAGAGAGAGAGAGAGAGAGAGAGAGAGAGAUAAAGAGAGCAUUUAAAAGUUUCUUAUAAAUGUUAGCUUUUAUUUUACAUAUGGUAUGUUAUAUGUUUAUAUUACCGUCUAAUAGACAUGUGCACGUUUAUAUAUUUAUAAAUAAGGAUGUCAAAGUAUUACUACUUAGAAGAAAUAACUUUAAGUAUUUUAUACAUAUGUGUUCACGGUCUUACAAAUCGAUAUUAUGCACUCUCAUUUGUAAGAAUUAAAUUUUUACUUUAAUCAUGUUUAUCCAAUUUUGCAUAAUACAAUUAAUCAUGAAAUGUAAAUGAACAUAGUUAAGUAAAUUGUUACUUAAUAUUAUUAGUUUCAUAUACAUUAGGAAUAUAAUAUUAUCUUUGUAUUCAUUAUCACAUAAAAUUUUAUUUAUCGACAAGAAAUUUCUUACUUAUAUAAUAUAAUUUGAUUUUCUUUUGGUAAUUUACUUAUUACAGCUAAAUAAUUAAAUAGAAAAAAUAAGAGGAAAUAAAAAAUACUGCCUUGUUCUCAAUAAACUCCAAUGUAAAUUACAAAAUACAUUGCAUAAUUUGAUAUACUUUAAAUAAACGUAUAUGUAACAUAAUAUCGUAAUAAAAACAUUGAACAAAAUUUUUUAGUUAUUCAAGAAAUAACCUUUAACCGCAUAUUAUUGACUUGUUACACUUUGUUACAGUGGCAAUAGAUUUGAUAGUG
This is a messenger RNA of Vespa velutina, 2061 nucleotides long. It is a transcript of the gene Uck, whose product is annotated as uridine-cytidine kinase. Gene Ontology annotation, molecular function: ATP binding; kinase activity. The record is from RefSeq and is a predicted model, not a curated record. Gene Ontology annotation, cellular component: cytoplasm; cytosol. Bases 5 to 844 code for a protein of 279 amino acids. The transcript is spliced from 7 exons. Lineage: Eukaryota; Metazoa; Arthropoda; Insecta; Hymenoptera; Vespidae.